GGAACUAUCCAGCGCCAGGGAAAAUUUGCGGCUAAGGAAGCUUAAACGAUAAUCACUUUUAAUUAACUUCAACCCGAGCUCCGGAAGACCGGAAAAAGCUGCAAGUGGCUCUCGCUGUCAAGGUGACCGUACGGAGCGGUUUGCAGUGUGCCGUGCGAGUGCAUCACGGUCGGGUGCAACGUGCAUGUGGUAGCAAUCACACGGAACGUGUGAUUAAAUUUAUUCGUAGUCGCUUCUGGCUUCCGCUGCCGGUGAAUCGCUUUGUGAGUGCAAUUUCGACGCAAACCCCGCUAGAAAAGAAAAACUCACCACUGUGCGCGGAUUGGUGGGUGAUAGUUGAUUCUCGAUUUGCAUAAAUCAUUGCCAGCUACGUGACAUUUCAACAACGGGCCAACUCGUGCCGUGCCGAUGGUGUACCAACGUCGGACCAGCAGCGGACUAGCGUGGCGGUGGCUUUACUUUGUUCUGCUGGUUGCAAUAAGUCAUGGCGGCGGUACGGAAGCGGCGGACGGCGAUGAAUGGUGGCAAAGGACCGUUUUCUAUCAAAUUUAUCCACGUUCGUUUAUGGACUCGAACGGUGAUGGGGUAGGAGAUUUGCGCGGGAUUACGAGCCGCUUGGCGCAUCUCAAGGAUGCCGGUAUCGGUGCGACCUGGCUAUCGCCCAUCUUUCUUUCGCCGAUGGUAGAUUUCGGGUACGACAUCGCUGACUACACCGCCAUCCAGCCGGAGUACGGAACGAUGGAAGAUUUCGAAGCACUGGUGGCGGAAGCGGACCGGCUCGGUAUCAAGAUUAUUCUUGAUUUUGUGCCCAACCACACGAGCGACCAGUGCGAAUGGUUUCAGCGUUCGGUAGCGCGUGAAGCACCGUACACCGACUACUAUGUGUGGCAGGAUGGUCGCGCGGAUCCGUCCGGCAGUAAUGGGACCCGCUUGCCACCAAAUAACUGGCAAUCGGUUUUCUACGGUUCGGCCUGGACGUUUCAUCCGGUGCGUGGUCAAUACUAUUUGCAUCAGUUUACCGCCCAGCAGCCGGAUCUAAACUUUCGCAACCCGGCCGUGGCGGAGGAGAUGCGGGAGGUGUUGCGGUUCUGGCUGCGCAAGGGAGUCGCUGGCUUUCGCAUCGAUGCGGUAAAUCAUCUGUUCGAGGUGGAAGGCUUUCCGGACGAGCCGGAAACGGGCACCGACCGGGAUCCGCUCUCGUACGGCUUUACGCACCACAUCUACACGAAGGACUUGCUAGAAGAUUACGCUAUGGUGUACGAGUGGCGAGAGCUGCUGGACGACUGGACACGGGUGCACGGUGGGGACAGCAGUAUUAUUAUGACAGAAGCGUAUGCAAACAUUACCUUCACGAUGAAGUACUACCGUUCUGGUGAGGAACUUGCCCACGCCCGGGAAGGAUCCCACAUGCCCUUUAACUUUCUGCUCAUCACCGACCUGAACCGUGACUCGAGCGCUCAAGAUUUUGUGUUCACGAUCAAUAAAUGGCUUACGUAUAUGCCACGGGUCGGUGCCACAGCUAACUGGGUGCUGGGCAAUCACGAUCAGCCCCGGGUCGGCACUAGGUAUGGGACGGAGCGGAUUGAUGCGAUCCAUACGCUGCUGCUAACCCUUCCGGGCAUUGCGGUCACGUACUAUGGGGAGGAAAUCGGAAUGGAGGAUAAUCCGGAUGCGAUCGGUAGCAGCGGCGGGGGUGAUUCUGUCACCGGUGGAGGUGAUGCGUUUAUUGUGUUUUCGCGCGAUCCGGAAAGAACUCCAUUCCAGUGGGACGACACGGCGAACGCAGACUUCACCACCGGUCCAACCACCUGGCUGCCGGUUCAUCCGAACUAUCGGCAGCUGAAUCUGGCGGCGGAGAAAGCUGCCGACCGUAGCCAUUACAAAACCUACCAAGCGUUGGUACGCUUGCGAGCACACGAAACGUUCCGGAAGGGUUCGGUUCAGCUCGUUCCGUACUCGAACAGCGUCAUCGUGUACGUGCGUGAGCUGCAGGAUAGUGACACGUUUGUGGUGGUGAUCAACCUGGCAGGCGGUGGUACCGAUCGAACGGUCGAUUUGCGCUCAGUUUUUCCAAGACUUUCGUCCGAGCUUACGGUCGCGUCGAGUGGGUCCGUGUCUCGCUAUCGGCCCGGAGAUAUUGUGCAGUCGGACAGAGUGGUCGUAGGUGGAUACGAGGGCCUGGUACUACGUGGCGUGCCGAUGACGUCGAGACCACAGGAUCGCGAUACGCUGGCGGGUACAAAUUUAGCUGUCCUUUGGCGCACAGUGAAGGACGCUGCAGUAAUUGCGUCCAUCAUAAUUGCGCUCGGUUCCAGCUUGUACGGGCUUCAGCCAUGGCAUGGCAUCGGCAAGUGGACUGCCCGCGGUAGUUUAAAAAAAUAAUGACAACGCGCCGGGCGGAACCUCGUCGGCUCGUAAGCACAUUAAGGACACGGGAGGCGAGCAUUUGUGUUGCGUUUGAAAGUGGCGCACACACUCACACACAGAGAGAGCCCUAAGGAGAAGCGGCGCAAGUGCAAAGAAAAAAAGAAAAAAAAAACAAAUGGAUGGAAAUGUUUAUGUUGUGCAGGAAGGAAAGCAGUAAAAGAGAAAAACACGAGUCCUGCAAUUCAAAUAA
Molecule: messenger RNA, 2617 nt
Organism: Anopheles stephensi (Asian malaria mosquito)
Lineage: Eukaryota; Metazoa; Arthropoda; Insecta; Diptera; Culicidae
Product: maltase 2-like
Exons: 6
Coding region: 409-2382 (657 amino acids)
Biological process (GO): carbohydrate metabolic process
Source: RefSeq, a predicted model, not a curated record